Messenger RNA from Chiloscyllium plagiosum (whitespotted bambooshark), 330 nucleotides. Lineage: Eukaryota; Metazoa; Chordata; Chondrichthyes; Orectolobiformes; Hemiscylliidae. The record is from RefSeq and is a predicted model, not a curated record.
GCUGCCACAUGUUUUCUGUGUCCCGCAGUCACCGUGGAGCAGCACGUGGGGAACGUGUUCAUGUUCAGCAAGGUGGCCAACCUCAUCCUGUUCUUUCGUCUCGAUAUCCGAAUGGGGCUGCUCUACCUCACCCUGUGUGUAGUCUUCCUGAUGAUCUGUAAGCCGCCCCUGUACAUGGGGCCAGAGUACAUCACCUAUUUCAACGACAAGACCAUUGACGAGGAGCUGCAGAAAGACAAGCGGGUGAUCUGGCUCGUCGAAUUCUUCGCUAACUGGUCGCCGGAGUGUCAGUCGUUGGCUCCUGUCUACGCAGACCUCUCCCUCAAGUAA